Messenger RNA from Pygocentrus nattereri (red-bellied piranha), 1244 nucleotides. RefSeq names its product cellular repressor of E1A-stimulated genes 1 (gene creg1). Bases 62 to 655 code for a protein of 197 amino acids. The transcript has 4 exons. Lineage: Eukaryota; Metazoa; Chordata; Actinopteri; Characiformes; Serrasalmidae. The record is from RefSeq and is a predicted model, not a curated record.
CAUAUGACCACUGGCGGACAUAAACAUUGUCGCUGUUGACAUGGUGUAGAGGAGCGUUAUCAUGACCCCUGCACUGCUGCUGCUGUUGCUGCCUCUGGCCUUCGCGACCGCCCGGGCGAAUGAUUUUAAAAUCCCGCCGCACGAGGAGGUGGCGCGGAUGGCGCGGUUUGUGGUGAACCGGUGCGACUGGGCUUCGAUGGCGACCAUCUCCACACACGAGCCGGUGAAGGGACAGCCGUUCUCAAACGCGUUCUCCAUCAGCGACGGAGCCCCCGGUAACGGCACAGGCACCCCCUACAUGUACCUGACACACAUGGAGAUCUCCGUGCAGGACCUGCAGGUGAAUCCUCAGGCCUCCAUGUCUGUGUCUUUAGCUCAAACCCCCUUCUGUAAGCACAAGGGUUAUGACCCACAGAGCCCCCUGUGUGCCCACAUCAUCCUCUCUGGCUCUGUGCAGGAGGUGAAUGGCACGGAAGCUGAAAUAGCAAAGUUGGCGCUGUUUAGCAGACAUCCUGAGAUGAUUGAUUGGCCAGUAGAUCACAACUGGUUCUUUGCUAAAAUGAACAUCACCCAGGUUUGGGUAUUGGACUACUUUGGUGGUGUGAAGAUGGUAUCUCCUGACGACUACUAUAAAGCCACCCCAUAUGCCCACUGAUGUGUUUUGCAGUAAAUGUGAUUAAGAAGACUCUAAGAGAUCAAGGGAAUUUUAUGAAAUGGCUGACCUUAAGGGCGCAAUAGGUCACAAGUGCAGUUGCUUCAUUUUGUGUUUGAUUCUGAAACUUUUCAUAUCAUCUUCAUGUAAUUUUCAAAUUAUAUUUUAAAAUCUGUGCUUUGUAUGUAAUGGAAAGCUAUAUUUUUAAAUAAUUCAGUCAUUACUUAAAAACAGGCCUUUGUUGUUUAGUUGUUUUAUCCUGACAUAGAUCAGUGUUCUUUAGGAUAAUAUGAUCCAGGAUCAGUUUUUGCACUUUGCACAUGGGAUUUUUCUUCUCUUCUUCUUCGUCUUCUUCUUCGUCUUCUUCUUCGUCUUCUUCUUCGUCUUCUUCUUCGUCUUCUUCUUCUUCUUCAUCUUCUUAGCUAGUCUAGUUCUUUUUCCUUUAGGCCUUAAUAUCUGGCAACCAAAGGAAAGAAAAUCUUUCAAGAAUGCUGUUUUUCUUACAGAUCUAUUUUUAUUAAAAACAAAAUGAAAGUGUUUGCCAAAGUCUGGGUCAAAGCAUGUGUGUUGAAAUAAAGUGUGUUUGAAAGAA